Dentiscutata erythropus is the source of this 1704-nucleotide messenger RNA. The record is from the annotation of a GenBank genome assembly. NCBI's taxonomy places the organism in Eukaryota, Fungi, Glomeromycota, Glomeromycetes, Diversisporales, Gigasporaceae.
AUGGCAUCGAGAAAUCCAAUAUCACUCAAAGAAUUUAUAUCUUUAAUGAAUAAAUUUCAUAUUAAAAAGGAAGAACCACUUGGCAUGAAAUGCGUGGCAGUGUCUGGUGGAGUUGAUAGCAUGGCUCUUUGCUAUCUUUUGAAUAAGUUUAGUAAAGAAUUUAAACAUAAAUUAACAGCUUUUAUAAUUGAUCAUAAAUUUCGACCUGAGAGUACUGAAGAAUCAUAUAGAGUUGCUAACAUAUUAUCUAAACUUGAUAUUGAUACAAAAAUUAUGCAAAUAAAUUGGGAAAUUUCUGAAGGAAAUAAUUUAUCUGAUACUCUCACUUUUCCUACAAUUUCUCAACAAGAGACUUUCGCUCGUAUUGAAAGGUAUAAAUUAUUGGCUCGAGGUUGUCAUGAGAGAAAAAUAUCUUCACUAUUUUUAGGUCAUCAUCAUGGCGAUCAAUUAGAGACUGUUAUAAUGAGAUUAGCGAGGGGUAGCGGAAUUAAUGGAUUGACCUCAAUGGAAUAUAUUAGUCAGUUUCCAAUAAUAAGAAAUGUUGAAUCAUUAGGCAUUAAUAUAAUUAGACCAUUUUUGAGAUUGAAUAAGAAUAGAUUAAUAGAAACUUGUAAAGCUGAAAACAUACCAUGGUUUGAAGAUUCUACAAAUUUAUCGAAAGAUUAUAAAAGAAAUGUAGUAAGAUUAGCAAUAAAUGAGCUUAACCAAAGAUACUUAAAUGGUCAAUCCGAAUAUGAACCUUUAUCCACAGAAGGAUUGUCAAGAUUUAUGGAACACAUGAAUUAUCAUAAAAAUUGUGUGAAAUCAAAGGUGAAAAUGAUUGUAAGUAAUUCGAUAAAAUUCGACAGUGAUAAUGGAAUUUGCUCGCUUUAUUUACCCAAGAAUCUUCCGCAUGAUCAUUGGUUCCGUGAAAAAUAUCUUGGGACUAGAAUCAUAGCUUUGAUUAUACGUUGGAUCCAGUGUAGUGAACAGGUUCCGCGACUGGAUUCUGUUCUUCGAUGUUAUCAACACAUAAUGUCAUCAUAUACAUCACAUAAUCUGUCCAACAUCACUAUCCAUGGAGUUCUAUUAAAUCCUGGAAAAAUUAUUCCUUUUGGAAAUACGGAUUCUCAACCUUGGAUAUUUUUUCGACAACCGGUUAAAGUAUCUCAUGAUAAUGUAACUAUACAACAAAUUAAUCCAGGUGAUGUUGUUUUAUGGGACAAAAGGUUUUUCAUUGGUUUAGAUGAAAACAUACCAUUAUCACACGAAAGCUCCAUUUUUAAAGUUCGAAGAUUCUGUGAAUCAGACAUUCAUCAAUUUUUCAAGAUGAAUUCAACAAUUGAAAGUCAAAAAAGAUUUCGAUAUUAUUUAUCACAAGUAUCUCCAAUUGGUAGGUAUACAAUUCCAGUGCUAAUUAGUCAAGAUAAACAUGCAGUUUCCGAAAAGUUGAUAGGUUAUCCUACUUUGAAUAUCAUUUUAUAUCCCGAGAUUCACUGUUGGGUUAAUUUUGACGUUUUUGGUGGUGUUAAGUUGUUUUUGGCGCGUUUAGGUUGUUUUUGUGCGUUUAGGUUGUUGUUGGGUAUUGGUGGGUUUGGGUUAUCGUUUUUUGUGGGUUUAGUUUGGUGGGUUGUUGUCGUUGGUGGGUUUAGAUCAUUUAUGUUAUCGUUUUUGGUGGGUUUAGUUGUUGUUGAUGGAUUUAGGUUAUUUUUGGUGGGUUAUUAA